AUGUCUGAGUCGAUUAAUUUACUUGGGAAUUAUCCCUACAACCCACGCUAUGCAGGAGCCGUUCAGCAUAACUCCAAAACCAAUGAGCCCUUUAUUGCUCUACCCGCGCCCCAUUCCAACAUUCACUUGACGCCUCCACGACUAGACGAUGCGGAUGAUAUUUUGCCCAUAAUGAACAAUCGAGAAAUUUUUAUGAACCUUGCCAGUGCUCCCUAUCCCUAUCUUCGAGAGCAUUGCGAUGCACGCUUGCGGGAUCGAGUCAGAGACUAUGAGAAUGCUAUGGCACACAUACACAUCAGGGAGGUCGCACCUGACGGAACCGAGACAUUCUUGGGGGAUAUUGGACUCGUUCGCGAAUGUGAAUUCUGCGAGAUAGACGAUAAAGAGUCCAGAGCGGAUGCUGUGAAUACAGAUAUGAGCCUUCCGCCGGGAGACCCACGUAUUAUUAUCUUCGACCAACACACCAAGGACGAGGUUAUCAUGUCCGUAGUGAUUAAGACAGUGACCGAUGUGUGGGCGAUUCCCCACAUGAACGCACGUAGAUUUUAUGCGGCAGCAUUCAUCGAGAAUGUUGGAAGUCAAAAGGUGUUUCAGAAGAACGGAUUCGACAUCGUUAGUCGAGUGUAUGCUCGUAGACCACCCAAUUACGAGGUUGAUUUCGUCGGUGAUCCAAGGCCUUCUAAUCCUGAAGAGUGGAUUAUAUUUGCACAAAAGAAGCUUUGGACAACUGGAAAGGUGGUGGAUGUGAUUCAAGCUCUUGCGGAUAUUGAACCGGAUCUACUCGAGUUCCUCAUGUCUGACGAGGAAGUUCGUGGUGCUCCUCAGCUACUCGCUCUUCCAACGAUUCCUUACAUCAAUCGACUUCCUCCGAACCUGAGUCUGGUAGAUCGUGCCGUUGAUGAAGCAUGCCGACAAGUCAUUCCAUAUCUGACCCUGCUUUCUGCCUUGGGUCAGAUCCAAUUCGCCGUAGCUAUCGAACAUGAAGAAGCGUUCCCGACCAAGAAGAGUCAGAAAAGGCGCAAGGCCAGUAAUGCUAUGCGGGUGCGUCAAAACACGUCUGCAGUUGAUCCCCGGCUCUUUACGGCUGUUGGUCUCGAACAUCCGACCACAAUAGAGGAGUUGCAGAAGAUCGAGGUACAAGUUAUGCAGCGGCUUCAGGUGCUACUUGAGGUGCUGCUUGGUGCCUUUGAAAGCGCAGAACUGGGGGCUUACUCGGAAACAUUAUUCUUCGGCAAUCCCUUUCAACAGAUCAAUGAACAGUCAAUGGUGGCUAUUGUUGCCGAUGAAAGUACCGAGGGGUCCGACCCUCUUCCCGUAACAAACCCAGGUGUUUUCCCUCAUAUUCGACCACUAGCCGCCGCAAAGUAUUUUGACGAAGGAUCCGCGCUUGGAGCAUGGUCGAUAAUCUCGGGCCGAGCAGUGAAUGAUCUUCGACAGAUGCGCAAGGGAGAUAGCCAUGUCUUUGGGAUGGUCGAGAAAAAGAUUACCGAACUCUCCCAAGGAUUUUUCUCCGAAAGCAACCAGAAGAGGCUGGUUGGAUUAGACACUGAGGUCCCGAUCUACGAGGCCAAGGUUUCACGCGACAUACGCAUUGUAUACCAAAUCGACCUCGACACGGAUGUAGACGCAAAGAUCGACAAACAAAUUAUUAGAUUUACGGUGUCUACACGCAUGCCCAACUCGAUAACAGACUAUGGGCACUGGUCUCACACUACCAUAUUGGUCGUCGCGGCAAAAUAUCGUCGAAGGUGUCUUCAUCGUGAAACCCCGCGCGCGCCAGGCCAGAAUGUCACCCUGCCUGCGUAUUUCCCUUACGAAGACACAGAGGUUCCCGGAGACUCUUCGCCGCCACCACCCACUGCAUCAGUAGAGAGCGAGAUGUCAGACAAGGAUCUCUUGAACCUACACUCCCUAAUUGCCCUUGAGAAAUUUAUACCAAUGUCACGGUCCCUCAUCGACGCAAUAUUGAACGAUUCCGACUCGAAUCACGUUUUCCAAGUUUCCCCGAAGGAGAAGGAAAUUAUUUAUCACGACUCAGCUUGCUUUGUCUUGGGACGUAGUGGAACUGGAAAAACAACAAGUAUUGUAUUCAAGAUGAUAGGGAUCGAAAAACUAUUCGAACAGAUGGGAGAAAUGGCCAAACCUCGUCAAGUGUUUGUUACACAAUCUCGUGUCCUUGCUCAGAGGGUGCAAGAAUACUACCAGAGCCUUCAAGUCCGUAUUGUAUUCAAGAUGAUAGGGAUCGAAAAACUAUUCGAACAGAUGGGAGAAAUGGCCAAACCUCGUCAAGUGUUUGUUACACAAUCUCGUGUCCUUGCUCAGAGGUCAAGCAAGUCCGACGAGGACGAAGAGCACGUUUUGGCCGAUCUCGACGACGAGGAUGUUAGUGCGUUUGGACUUCCGGCCAAGUACUCAAUGCUUGAAGAUCGCCAUUUCCCUUUGUUUGUGACGUUCGAUCAGCCUAUUGGAGGCAGAUUUUGGCCUGCAGUUCAAGCGCCUGACCCGGACAAGGCCCAUGCCGCUGCCGAGAAGCGCUUUGCCCUUUCUGAAGUCGCAGACGUCAAGAUUGACCUCGACCAAGAUGAUGAGGCGGCACAAGACAACGACAAUAAACCGGCCUCACCCACGGUUGAGACUACAGAACGGAUGCUGGAAGCGAAACAAGCUGCAGUGACUUUCGAGGUUUUUGUUGCCGCUUAUUGGCCACAUUUUGAUUACCAACUCAAGAAGGGGCUUGAUCCUGCGUUAGUAUAUAGCGAAUUUCUCGGCAUUAUCGGCUCUGAGGCUGCUCUUUCGUCCAAAUAUGGCGCACUAGUCGAGACGACUCUCCCAUAUUCGAUCGACAAGCUCAAGAAAGAGACUGGCAUCACCGAUGCCCAAAACCGGUCUUCUUUUCUGGUUGGGAGCGCGGGGUCGUUCGUUUCGAAACAAUUUCUCAGGGAGAAGCGGAGACUAAUUGAUUUUGGAGCCUCGCAAGUUAUUCUUGUUAGGAAUGAGGCAGCUCGAAACGCCCUGCGCGAGCAAAGUAAAGGUCUUGAAUUUGACGACGUCUUGCAUACAACUUCUUUGGGACUCGGUCCCCAACGAAUCUACUUGGCGAGUUAUUCUACAAGGUUUACACGUAGCGAAUAUUGGCCCAGUUCCCCGGGCUCGCAAUCACUGUUGGAUUUGGGAUGUUCUGAAAAGGCAGAGCCAAUGAAGCUCUUUUGGCGAAAGCAAGGUCUUAUUAAGGAAUGUGGGCCAAAUGAUCCCAUGCCUCAGCUUAGCGUGUCCUCAACCGACGCUGACUGGGCGAAGAGCGGCCGACUACUAUUUAAUAAACGACUUUAUCCACAGGCAAUGUUCUGUUUCGAGAAGGCCAAUUUAUUGGUAGAACGGGAUAUCGCGGCCGCCUAUGAGUCUCGCAAGCAAGCCAGACUAUUGCAGGCAGCCAAAUCUGUUGAUCGAACUACGCGUCGUGCCGCAUUCGCAAAUACAGCAUCAGACUUCCUUGGGUGCGCGUUCUUAUCCAAAGGAAAACAACAAACGUCGUGUUAUUUGCGCGCUGCAGAGUGCUAUUUACAAGCCGAAGACUGGAAAGCUGCGGCUGAGGCAUUUUAUUCCGCUAAUGACUUUGACAUGGCCGCAAGGAACUUCCGCCGUGCGGGUUGCUUUGAUGAAGCUAUUGGUGUAGUUAAGAAGCAUCGGAGCUGUGUCAAGAAUAAUGUUGCGGAUGACAUUUUUGGGGUCGCUCGACUGGAGUAUUUCCGUACUAACAAACUUGAGAAAGCGAGCGGACUGUUUGAAGAGGUCGAAGAUCAGUUGGAAUAUAUGGAAGACUAUGGAUUUACCGGAGCUCUUAUGCAUGUUCUUGAACAUCACAAAAGAUUUGAUCAAGCUGCAGAGGUAGCCUUCGCAGAACGCAAUGUUACAGAAGGUGUCCGUCUACUGUCGCAGUCUGAACAUCCUGCAUCUGUGCGGAGGGCUGUUGAAAAGGCUCUUCGGGGGCUAUGGAUGAUGAUACCCUUUGGACUUACUGGUGAUAAACGGUCCAACCCGGCCAUUCUUCCGCUUAUCGAUCAGUUAUCUGCGAACACUGCAUUGAACAAUCAAGAGGCUUAUGAGCUGAAGGCAUUCCAAGCCUUGCACGCAAAUGAUGUCAACGCUCUCUUUGAAUUAGCUCAGUCAAGCUGUAGCUCUACAUUAACUCUGCUUUGUUUCUCCCAUAGCUCACGCCUGCUUACACCACACCGGAACUCGACGAUCGCGGAGUUUAUACAGAAGGCUAAGCCAGCUAUAGAUUACAUUGGACAGUUACUUCGGUUCGCUCGAUCCCUCGACGUCACCUUGCAUGAAACACAGAAAUUCUUAGGGAUCGACCCUAUAGAAUCUGCGGAAUCUGGAGGAGGCAAAUCUCAUUUGCCAGAAUACUGGAUACACUCUACCUCCCCCAUGUUUGAGGGAGCCCAGAAAUCCUUGGGUGAUGCGACUGCGACCCCAUCCACUCUCGGAGUCCUAUCUUUGGCCGUCUCCGAGUUGCACGCACGUCAACUCGCUUCGACUGUCAUAUAUGACACUGCACGCAUGUGGUCUCGUAGGUUGUACGAAAACUUUAUGCCCCACUUUCCACCACUAGGAAAUGUUUCAUGCGUCGAUUCUAGGCGGAUACCGGAGUUUAUUGACAGUACCAACGCAAUAUCCGCCUGGUGCGAGGAUGCACUCCACGAGUUAGAUCCUGGAUCUGGACCUCCAAACAAAUUUUUAUCCGACGUUCUGGCCUAUUUAGAUAUAUCGUUCCGGGUUCACCGACAGGAUUAUAUUUUCAAAUUGCAUACCAGGAAACUAGUGCGCCCACGGGACGACUUGAUGGUUGAAGUCGCUGGCCCUAUCCCUAUCAAGUAUUCGAUUGUCCAUGACUUCAUAAACUUCUACGCUCGAAAGUCGCAAGAUGUCAUUAGCCGUGUAAUCCGCGCAACCUGGCACAUUGUUUGGAAAUCUCUGGCAAUAGAGGCAAAUUUGCUGGUGAACAUUCUAGAGUUUAUUGGACGCGAGAUUAUCGUACAUUGGAGGUUUUUCCAAAAGGGCCACGAUGGAGUAUUUGACCAGCUACUGCUGCCGCGGUCCUGGGCAUUCGAUCUCGUAAGGCGCCCUCCGCUUCCUUUGCAAAAAGGAAUCGCCCUACAUGAUUAUUUGAACACUCUUUACAAAACUUUGGAACUACUUCACAGUCACGAAGUCAUCCCAUCUCCUUUGUAUGGGUUUAAUGGCCCACUAAAUCUAUUAGUGCGAUCUGCUUUGAUUAUGAGAAUUUGUCGCCUUAUUGUUCUAGUCGCCAACAACAUAUCUAUUCCCCAGAAUGCCAAGGAAGGAAUACGCCGAGUAAUUACCGGGUCGUUGACUGGUCCGGGCCAAAUCCACACUAAGUUAUGUGCUAGAUUUUCCGGCGCCCGUUCUUGGCGAGAUUUGUGGGAUGCUGUUCGGGAUUCCCCACUGAAUCAAGGUGUCGAAGAACUGGUCUUUCUAUCCCUUCGUCGAGACGGGUACAAACCUCCUCCUAUCAAAGCUGUCAGGCCAAUUACCUAUAGCAACCUCAACCCCGAGCUCGAACAACUCCUCUCAUUAGUUGAAAUCUCUGCCCUUAAUCCCGGAGCUAAACCGUUUAUUCCUCAAGCUCAGAAUAUUGCACCCACAGACGCCGAAGAUACGAUCGAGCCAACCCAGCCUACAGCCAACGAUUCAGUAGAAGCCAACGAGCUCUUAGAGAUGGUCAUACCAGACGGCGACCUUCCCUCAGUAUCGCAAGCCGAACCAGAGCGUACUUUCACUCUAUCAGAGAUUGAAUUCGGAAAGAAAAUUCUUUUCUGCUUUAGGCGUCACAUGUUAUGCCAACGAAUACUGAUGAGGAAUGCUAUCAAAACUAUUUGGAUAUAUUACCUUCGACACAGGCUCCGUCACAAAAUGGGGAUGACGCCGACCGAGGAGCAGAUUCGUAAAAUAUACAACGAAUACAAAAAGGAUGUGGAUUCCAUCGACUGUCCCCUACUUUAUGCCCAAGCCUUCCGGUACCAUGAGCGCGUAUUACUGGGGUGCAUGCCGCACGUUUUGGUUUACCUUCGUGGCCUUGAACGUGUCAACCAACAAGAGAAAGAGGCCAACAAGAAGAGGUUACAGAAGGUACAGCACGAGGAACUUGACAGGGUUCGAAUUAGAAUGGACGCUUGCGCUAAAUUGGCAAAGAAGAUAAAGGUAUUGUUACGUCGCAUUGCGCCAGGGUCCCCUGCUCUACACAAGAUUGAUACUCUUCGAGAGGAGGUCAAUAAGGUGGACUUAUUGCGGAUAGAAAUACUAGGCAUUUUUGGAGAGAGCACCAUACCGAAGUCUCUCGAAGAGCAAUAUUCCCUUGGAAUCCUGACGAUAAUGUCCCCGCCUCGUUCUACAACAGCACCCAAGCCCUCGAGACCUGAUCUCAAUACCUCUGAUAUUACAAUGUAA
This is a messenger RNA of Rhizoctonia solani, 6471 nucleotides long. Its product is annotated as GNAT family acetyltransferase. Gene Ontology annotation, molecular function: acyltransferase activity, transferring groups other than amino-acyl groups. The coding region runs from base 1 to 6471 and encodes 2156 amino acids. The record is from RefSeq and is a predicted model, not a curated record. The transcript has 39 exons. Lineage: Eukaryota; Fungi; Basidiomycota; Agaricomycetes; Cantharellales; Ceratobasidiaceae.